AUGUUCUUAUUUGUCAUUGGACAUAAUGAACGACAUCGUGUAGUUGCUGACCGAUUUCAACAAUCCACCUCAACUACAUCUGAAUACUUUAGGAAACUUUUGAAGGCGGUAUGUCGUUUAUCCAAAGAAUUAAUUACUCCACCUUUGUUUGAUGUAGUUCUUUUAGAAAUUCAAUAUCCAUUUUUCAAGAAUUGUGUAGGAGCUAUAGAUGGGACUCAUAUCUCAGCUCAUGUCCCCAUUGAUGAACAAAUACCAUAUCGAGGUCAGAAGGUGGAUACAACUCAAAAUGUCAUGUGUAUAUGUUCAUUUGACAUGAAGUUCACAUAUGUUGUUGCUGGAUGGGAAGGAUUAGCUAAUGAUGCACGAAUUCUGUCAGAAUGUGCCACAAACCCAGGUUAUGAAUUCCCAGCUCCACCCAAUGAUCGUAAUCCUCCAGGAAAAAGGGAGUUGUUCAAUUAUCGACAUUCUUCUUUGAGAAAUGUCAUUGAGCGGUGCUUUAGCAAAAAGACAUAUAUUGAUGGAGAUGAAGACAUUCCUGAAGUACAAGAUGCUACUAUACAAAGCACCCACGAAAUUUUGAAUGAUAGUGUUGAGUUCAGCAUUUCAAGAGAUCAAAUUCGUGAAAUGGCUAAUGUCCGUGAUAAAAUUGCUGAUCAUAUACAGAGAGCAAAUUGA
Molecule: messenger RNA, 675 nt
Organism: Cannabis sativa
Lineage: Eukaryota; Viridiplantae; Streptophyta; Magnoliopsida; Rosales; Cannabaceae
Product: protein ALP1-like
Exons: 4
Coding region: 1-675 (224 amino acids)
Source: RefSeq, a predicted model, not a curated record